UAACCAACUCUACCAAAUCUAAAAUAAACAACAUCAAAACUUUCAAAUCUAUAAUAUUCAUAAUAUCUAUAAUCCUAGACUCAAAAUGUCCACCCCAAAACUCACCCUCUACUUCGACCUCCUAAGUCCAUUCAGCUACGUUGCCUUCCACAUUCUCAAAAACUCCCCUACUUUCACAAAAUGCGACAUAACCUACACCCCAGUCCUCCUCCGUGAGCUUUUCACCAUAUGUCAAAAUCCACCCCCAAUUGCUGUUAAAAACAAAUCAACCUGGCUAAACAAAGAACGACUCUACUGGGCCCGUCGACUAAAUCUACCCAUGUGUGAAACUCCACCGGCCGGGUUUCCUUUCCCCACGGUUGAUGUCCAGAGUAUACUAGUUAUACUCAGUGAGCGGUAUCCCGAGAAGAUAGCUAUGGUUGUGGAGAGGUUGUAUCGGGGGCUCUGGGGAGAGGGGAAUGCACAUAUUGUCACGACUGAUGGGUUUAUGGGUGUUUUGGAAGAGGUGUUUGGUGUGAGUAUUGCCGGGGAGAUACUGGAGGCUUCAAAAGAACUAGAAACCCAACUCCGUCUAACGGAGAACACCCAGAAAGCAUUCGACACAGGAGCAUUCGGACUACCGUGGGUCGAGUGUGUGAAUGCUCAGAACGAGACAGAGUGUUUCUGGGGCGUGGAUCACUUGGAGAGAGUGGUUGAGUUCUUGGGCUUGGAGAAAGUAGAUUCAUGUUGGGGGGUUGGGUGUAUCAACUAAGUAGUAGCUACUAUCUCCCCCUUCAUUCCUUUGUCUUUCUUUUUCUUUUCGUAUUCUGGGUUGUGGUUGUUCUUGUCUUUGUAUGAUAUAAGUACUCCUGAAUAAUUGAGAAUAUAGGGCAUCACUGAUCCC
This is a messenger RNA of Aspergillus caelatus, 883 nucleotides long. Its product is annotated as thioredoxin-like protein. The coding region runs from base 86 to 751 and encodes 221 amino acids. Gene Ontology annotation, cellular component: peroxisome; mitochondrion. Gene Ontology annotation, molecular function: glutathione transferase activity; glutathione peroxidase activity. Lineage: Eukaryota; Fungi; Ascomycota; Eurotiomycetes; Eurotiales; Aspergillaceae. Gene Ontology annotation, biological process: glutathione metabolic process. The transcript is spliced from 4 exons. The record is from RefSeq and is a predicted model, not a curated record.